This is a messenger RNA of Rasamsonia emersonii CBS 393.64, 474 nucleotides long. RefSeq lists its product as uncharacterized. The record is from RefSeq and is a predicted model, not a curated record. Lineage: Eukaryota; Fungi; Ascomycota; Eurotiomycetes; Eurotiales; Trichocomaceae. The transcript has a single exon. The annotation marks the transcript as partial.
AUCCUUCAUAGUGAUACCAAAGAGACAAUGACGUCUGUCAUUGGUGACGCAAAAACUCUCUUCUUUUUACCUUCUGCAUUACGUCCUCGUGAGAAUGGCCAGUGGUCGAGUCAUGAGCCAGGGGCUCUGCCACCUACCCCUGUCAAAUGCCAAAGCACUUUCAGGUCCAUCAGGAAACCAAUUUCUCAGGCCCCUCCCUUUGGCACAAAGACCAAUCCCAUAUCUGAACCCUCAGACGAACUGAUAAAGUCUGACAGGGCCGCUCUCCUUGAUCAUGAGCAGUGCAAACAAGCAAGGCCCAAGAGCAAAGAACUUUUGCAGAUGUACAACAUGGAUUCUCAGCAGGAUGCCAUCGAUCACAUCCUUAAAGGGGUUGAAUCGAUUCAGAACCUGAAGAGUGAUACCGUGGAGGCACUGCGAAACGCAAUUGUUGGAAGGAUGGUAAUUGACAAAUUCAAGGUAUGUGACAAAUAA